GUCACGGAGGCGCGACCGGGCCGGCGCUGGGGUAAGAAGCCUGCUGAGGGAUGCCCAAGAAGUUCCAGGGUGAGAACACCAAGUCGGCAGCGGCCCGGGCACGGAGGGCAGAGGCCAAGGCGGCCGCUGAUGCCAAGAAGCAGAAGGAGCUGGAGGAUGCCUACUGGAAGGACGACGACAAACACGUCAUGAGGAAGGAGCAGCGCAAGGAGGAGAAGGAGAAGCGGCGCCUCGACCAGCUGGAACGUAAGAAGGAGACGCAGCGCCUGCUGGAGGAGGAGGACUCCAAGCUCAAGGGCGGCAAGGCGCCGCGGGUGGCCACGUCCAGCAAGGUCACCCGGGCCCAGAUCGAGGACACGCUGCGCCGAGACCAUCAGCUCAGGGAGGCCCCGGACACAGCCGAGAAAGCCAAGAGCCAUCUGGAGGUGCCGCUGGAGGAGAACGUGAACCGCCGCGUGCUGGAGGAGGGCAGCGUGGAGGCGCGCACCAUCGAGGACGCCAUUGCGGUGCUCAGCGUGGCGGAGGAGGCGGCCGACCGGCACCCAGAAAGACGCAUGCGGGCAGCCUUCACUGCCUUUGAGGAAGCCCAGCUGCCGCGGCUCAAACAAGAGAACCCCAACAUGCGGCUGUCGCAGCUGAAACAGCUGCUCAAGAAGGAGUGGCUCCGCUCUCCUGACAACCCCAUGAACCAGCGGGCCGUGCCCUUCAAUGCCCCCAAGUGAGCCCAGAACUUGGGGAGCCAGUUCACCCACGGGUGGUCCAGGUCACGACUCUGCACGCUCUUAGACCAGGUCAGCUGCGAGGGUCACAGAGCGUUCCGGGGGCCAAGGCGCCGGGCCCCGGGGCCAUGCUCUUAUCACCAGCCACCCGUCCUCCCGCCAGAGGGUCCCUGCCCCGAGUGACACCCCAUCCCCUCCCAUCCCCCAGCGCGUGUGUGUAGAACCUCAGGGCUGAGCGCCCAAUAAAGGUGGCGGCAAGGCUGCGGUGAGGCA
Messenger RNA from Nomascus leucogenys (northern white-cheeked gibbon), 992 nucleotides. It is a transcript of the gene CCDC124, whose product is annotated as coiled-coil domain containing 124. Gene Ontology annotation, molecular function: transcription coactivator activity. NCBI's taxonomy places the organism in Eukaryota, Metazoa, Chordata, Mammalia, Primates, Hylobatidae. Gene Ontology annotation, cellular component: nucleus. Gene Ontology annotation, biological process: transcription by RNA polymerase II. The record is from RefSeq and is a predicted model, not a curated record.